GGGGUGGGAUCACGUCGCAGGGAACAGCAGGAAGUCACUUACUCCCAACAUCUCAAGCGUUCUGCACCUUGGAUAGGUCAGCUGGCUUUAUCAGGAUCUUGAAUGCUGUCGUUGACCUUGCUGAUGGAAGAAGAAAACAGUGAUCGUACGGUGGACCAGGCAAAGAUGCUUUCUGCAUAUGGCCUCUCCUUCAGCUGUAUCCCCGUCUCAGGGAAUCAUGUGGAUUGUUACAAUGAAGAGGCCCAUGGUGAAAUUGGAAGUGAUGGGAAGAGCUGCAGUUCCCUGCCAUCUUUGGGGGUUCAUCAGCACAGUCCAACCAAGAGUAGCCCAUUCACCUGCUCCGUAUGUGGAAAGGUAUUUGCUUAUCUGUCCCAUUUGCAGGCACACCAGCUUGUUCACUCAGAGGAAAGACCAUUUCAGUGUUCCGACUGUAGGAAGACCUUUAAAAGCUCCCGGGAUCUGAUGAGGCAUAAGAUGGCUCACACGGAGGAGAGGCCAUUUCAAUGUUCUGACUGUGGCAAGUGUUUUAAAAGCUUCCAGGAACUGCGGCGACACCGGCACCUGCACAGUGGGCUGAGGCCGUUCACUUGCUCCGUGUGUGGGAAAGCAUUCGCUCGGUCCUUCAACCUGCUGGCACACCAGAGAGUUCACACCGGGGAGAAGCCGUUCAUCUGCUCCAUUUGUGGGAAGGGCUACAGUCGGCUAACCCACCUGGUGAAGCAUAAGCAAAUCCACAGUGAAGAGAGACCUCUUAGAUGCUCUGACUGUGGGAUGAGCUUUAAUAGCUCCCAGAAGUUGAAGGGGCACCAGCGUGAGCACACCGGAGAACAGACAUUCAUCUGCUCUGUGUGCGGGAAGGGGUUCACACGAUCAUCCGCUCUGCUGACACACCAGCGAGUUCACCUGGAUGAGAGACCCUUUAAGUGUUCCGAAUGUGGGGAGACGUUCAGAACCUUCAAGUGUUUGAAAAGGCACCAACAUAGUCACACAGGCAAAAGCCCGUUCACAUGCCCCGAGUGUGGGAAGGGAUUUGCUCAGUCAACACCUCUGAUGAUACACCAGCGAGUUCACACCGGGGAGAGGCCAUUCACCUGCUCUGUGUGCGGGAAGGGAUUCACGCAGUCGUCCAACCUGCGGACACACCAGCGGGUCCACACUGGGGAGAAGCCGUUCAGCUGCUCUGAGUGCGGGAAGGUGUUUGCUCGGUCGUCUAACCUGCUGAUGCACCAACGGGUUCACACGGCCGAAAGACCGUUCAAAUGCCCGGACUGUGGGAAGGGCUUUAAAAGGCAGUGGCUGUUGGUGACACACCAGCGGGUUCACUCGGGUGAGAGGCCAUUCAUUUGCACCUUGUGUGGGAAAGGCUUCGCUCAGUCAUCGACCCUGCAGAGCCACCGGCGUGUUCACAUGACUACGCCAUUCAAGUGUUCUGAUUGUGGUAAGAGCUUUAAAAGAGCCAGAAACCUGGUAAAGCAUCAGUUAUCUCACACUGCACACAGACCGAUGUCUGGAAUGAAGUGAAGGCUUUCGGUAUCGUGUGCUGCUGCUUAAACUGUCACACUGUUGUGCUGAUGAUUUCCUUUAUUUGAUCCUUGCUUGUUGAUCAAUGAAGUAGUUCAAAUAUAUAACAUUGAAAGAGGAGGUUUGACCCAACUGAAUUCGAGUCCUAAGUGGUCUCCAGUGCAGAAGAAGGCCCUUCAGUCGAUUGAGUAUGCACCAGUCAAAAUCAAGCGCCUAACUGUUUGAAUCCUUUUGUUCAGCACUUGGCCCAUCGCCUUGUCUGCCUUGGCUUUGCAAGUGUACAUCUAAAUAGUUCUUCAAAUGUUUCUGCCUCUCCCACCCUUUACAGGCACUGAGUUCAAGAUUCCUCCCAACCUCUGGGUGAAAAUCACAAGAGCGGCGCUCCGAAAGAUAGUGUGCUUCCAAUUAAACCUGUUGGAUGAUAACCUGGUGUUGCGUGAUUUGUAACUUUGUACACCCCAGUCCAACACCAGCAUCUCCAAAUCAUCACCUCGAAACCUUCUUUUCCUGACGUUAAAUCUGUACCCCAGACAUUGAUCCCUCCACCUCGUGAAGAAGUUUCUUCUUGUCUGCCUGUCUAUGUCUGUCACAAUUGUAUACAUCUCAGUCAUGUCCCCUCUCAUUCUGCUGUACUCCAAAGAAAGCAACUCUAGUCUAUUUAACCUCUCUUCAUUAUUAAAACUCUCCAGCCCUGGCAAUAUCCUUGAAAUUCCCUGUUCAUGCUGCAAAAAAAGCCUCCACCCUCCCCCCGCCAACUUCAAUCCAUCAUUACAUCUUCUUAUUCAUUUCACUCCCUCCUUCCUCCUCAAACCCAACUAUGUUAACCUCUGCACCACUCCCUGGGAUAGCAUGUUCUACACAUUUUCACCUAGAAUCUCACCUAAUGAGAUUCUGUGGAGCUGACCAGUGUGUUUCAGUAGUUCUUUUUCUGACACUGAAGCGUAUUUGUAUUCACGGGCAACGUGCCAGACAAUUACAGAUUCAAUAUAUGAGUGCAAACCCAACAAUGAUCUUGCAGACUGCGUAGCUGUGUCAACUGGAUAGGCUCGUAGUUAUAAUCCCAGACCGAGAUGAAAUUUUACAACCACCCCCUUCCUUCUCCACCCCUUAAAAAAAAGAACAUGACCACAGAUGGUAGGCAACAGAUGAGCCCAAAUACUCCCAUGUUUUGAGCCGGGUCUGAGCUUUUUCAUCAGAACAGUCCACUUCAGCUCUGAUCAACUGAAACAGACUCGAGACAUGAAGGGCAUGGAUAGGAUAAGUUGACAUAGUCUUUUCCCUGGGGUGGGGGAGUCCAGAACUAGAGGGCAUAGGUUUAGGGUGAGAGGGGAACGAUAUAAAAGGGACCUAAGGGGCAAUAUUUUCACGCAGAGAGGUAAUGUGUGUAUGGAAUGAGCUGCUAGAGGAGGCUAGUACAAUCGCAACAUUUAAAAGGCAUCUGGAUGGUUAUAUGAAUAGGAAGGGUUUGGAGAGAAAUGGGCCAGGUGCUGGCAAGUGGGACUAGAUUGGGUUGGGAUAUCUGGUCGGCAUGGACUGGUUGGACCGAAGGAUCUGUUUCUGUGCAGCACAUCUCUGUGACUCUAUGACUCUAAGUGUGUAUGAAUACAGUGUACUUCCAAAUAUUCUAAA
Hemiscyllium ocellatum (epaulette shark) is the source of this 3150-nucleotide messenger RNA. Its product is annotated as zinc finger protein OZF-like. The coding region runs from base 103 to 1521 and encodes 472 amino acids. Gene Ontology annotation, molecular function: DNA-binding transcription activator activity, RNA polymerase II-specific; RNA polymerase II cis-regulatory region sequence-specific DNA binding. Gene Ontology annotation, cellular component: nucleus. Gene Ontology annotation, biological process: regulation of transcription by RNA polymerase II. The transcript has a single exon. Lineage: Eukaryota; Metazoa; Chordata; Chondrichthyes; Orectolobiformes; Hemiscylliidae. The record is from RefSeq and is a predicted model, not a curated record.